AUGUCCUCCAACAGCAUCGUCGCCAGUCCCAGAGUUCUUGGCCUUCUAAAAGGACUCCACGCCGCUUCCUUGGCCCAGGAGUCCUCAUUCUCGCUUGUUGUGUUUUGGCUCUUCAAGGUUAUCCGUUAUCGGUUCGCCAAGGAGAAAUGGAGCUCCCGGGACGAUGACUUCAUGCGGGACAAAUUCAUUGCCCUCGAGCCUGACAAGUGCGAGUUGGUCUAUUUGCUGGCGAGGACCACCGGCGCUCUGAACAUCGUCGAAGCUGGAACCAGUUUCGGCGUUUCGACCAUAUAUCUGGCCCUCGCGGCGGGACAGAACGCUGCAGCAAAGGCGACAUCCGGCCCCAUCAUCCCCGGCCAGGGAGCCAAAGUGAUCGCGACUGAGAAUGAGCCCGAGAAGGCCAAAAGAGCAAAGCAACAUUGGAAAGAGGCUGGAGAGGAGGUUGAGCCAUGGAUUACUCUGCUGGAGGGUGACCUUCGCGAAUUGCUGCCGCUGGAGGUGAACAAGACGAGCCAAAUUGAUUUCCUCCUACUCGACAUUUGGACGCCAAUGGCUCUUCCGGCCCUGCAGGCGGUUCAACCGAAACUGCGUCACGGUGCUCUGAUUGUCGCGGACAAUACUGCAAAGUCACGAGCGGGCUACAAGGACUUUUUCGACUAUGUCUGCAAUCCGAGCAACGGAUUUAAAACAUUGACCACGCCAUUCAAGGGUGGACUCGAGGUUUGCGUGUACCUCCCUGAAAACACAGCCUAG
Uncinocarpus reesii 1704 is the source of this 753-nucleotide messenger RNA. RefSeq lists its product as uncharacterized. Gene Ontology annotation, molecular function: O-methyltransferase activity. The record is from RefSeq and is a predicted model, not a curated record. The transcript has 2 exons. Bases 1 to 753 code for a protein of 250 amino acids. NCBI's taxonomy places the organism in Eukaryota, Fungi, Ascomycota, Eurotiomycetes, Onygenales, Onygenaceae.